AUGGCCAUUGCAACGAAGACGAUGGUUUUCCCUAACUACCCUUUUUUCAUGUCAGCGUUUGGCUCAGAUGAAAACGAGUCUAACAGUGAGCCAUUCAAUUUCACCAUCAGAAGAGAGCUGCUUCUUGAUCCUAAGGAAGUCUGGAUGGGACAGAGGAUUGGAGAAGGAGCCAACUCCUUGGUCCACAAAGGAAUCAGAUACCCAUGUCCUGUGGCAGUGAAGAUAGUGGAGCCAAGUCGAACAUCUGCUUUGGGCAUACAACACAAACAACAGUUUCAAAAGGAGGUUAUGUUACUAUCCUCUUUGAACCACAAAAACAUUGUGAAGUUCUUUGGAGCUAGCAUAGAGCCACAACUGAUGAUAGUUACCGAACUCAUUGAAGGCGGCACCCUUCAGAAGUACAUGUGGAACUCUCGUCCGAAUCCUCCUAAUCGAAAGAAGGCACUGAGCUUUGCUUUGGAUAUUUCUCGAGCCAUGGAGUUUUUGCACUCAAAUGGCAUCAUUCACCGUGAUCUAAACCCAAGGAAUGUGUUGGUGACAAGUAACAUGGAACAAGUGAAGUUGACUGGUUUUGGACUUGCAACAGAAAAGACUAAAGAUGGCAUGACUUGUGAGGCUGGAAAUUACAGAUGGAUGGCUCCUGAGGUAUGUAGCACUGAGCCACUCAAAAAAGGAGAGAAGAAGCACUAUGACCACAAAGUUGAUGUCUACAGCUUUGCGCUAAUUUUAUGGUCAUUGCUCACUAAUCAAAUACCAUUCAGAGAGAUAAAGAUCAUUUCUAUUCCCUAUUUUGUGGAAAAGGGCAAAAGACCAAGUCUUGACAAUAUUCCAAAUGAGUUUGUUCCAAUCUUGGAAUCUUGCUGGGCAAAGGACCCAGAGGCACGUCUUGAAUUCAAAGAGAUCACUGUCGUAUUGGAAAAAUUGCUAAAGGACUUAUGCUCAGCUGGGACUAGUAAUGAUACAACAACAGUAUCACAAGAGGAAUCUUACGACGAUGCAAUGGACAAUUUGAAGGCGACUGGUUUGAUGAAAAAUGGCUACCGCUUGCUGAAGAAACCUAAAGAGGAGAAGAAGAAAAAGGGGAUGAGCAAGAUACUUCCGUUCUUCAAGAAGCUCUUUUCCUCCAAGUGAUAUGAAAUGCACUUUUUUGUGUGUUUCCCUUAAAGAUUAUGAGAAACUUUUAGCUUCUUUUGGUUACAAAACCCUUAAAAAGUUGGUAGAUUAUUUAAGCAAAG
This is a messenger RNA of Capsella rubella, 1235 nucleotides long. Its product is annotated as serine/threonine-protein kinase HT1. NCBI's taxonomy places the organism in Eukaryota, Viridiplantae, Streptophyta, Magnoliopsida, Brassicales, Brassicaceae. The coding region runs from base 1 to 1131 and encodes 376 amino acids. The record is from RefSeq and is a predicted model, not a curated record. Gene Ontology annotation, molecular function: protein kinase activity; ATP binding. Gene Ontology annotation, biological process: protein phosphorylation. The transcript is spliced from 6 exons.